AUGCUGGCGAGCUUAAACGAUCCGUAUUCCCGGUUCGUCUCGCCUAAGCAAUUCGCGGCGUUAGCUAAGUACGACGUUACUGGAAUCGGGCUGAACAUUGGCGAGGACGUGGAGGAUGGGCGGGUGAAGCUGAAGGUGGUGGGGAUCGUUCUCGGCUCGCCAGCACAGUUAGCAGCGGCGAAGCGUGAUGUGGUAACCGCGAUCCAACGGCUAGAAGCGGCCGGUGCGACAUCUUUUGUCCUGGACCUACAGGACAACCCAGGGGGCCUCGUGCAAUCCGGGGUGGAAAUCGCAAAACUUUUCCUCGAGAGAGGGCAAACGGUGGUCUACACCGAGGCCCGCCCGGGUGAUUUACCCCAGAAAAGAAGCAUCGAAGCGACAGGGAAACCGCUCACGCGAGCCCCUUUGACGGUCCUGGUAAACGGUCGAACGGCCAGUGCUAGCGAGAUUGUCGCCGGCGCGUUGCACGACAACUGCCGAGCGGUUUUGGUGGGGUCGAGAACGUUCGGAAAGGGGCUGAUCCAAUCCGUGUAUGAAUUAAAUGAUGGUUCAGGUAUGGUGGUGACGGUGGGCAAGUAUGUGACUCCUGGGCUGGUGGAUAUCGAUGGGAACGGCAUUGCAGCGGAUUUCAGGAGGAAGCCGAGUGGGGAGAUGGCGCGAUGGAAGCUGGCCAACUGCAAGGUGCCCAGCUCGUAG
This is a messenger RNA of Closterium sp. Yama58-4, 696 nucleotides long. Lineage: Eukaryota; Viridiplantae; Streptophyta; Zygnematophyceae; Desmidiales; Closteriaceae. The record is from the annotation of a GenBank genome assembly.